Scleropages formosus (Asian bonytongue) is the source of this 1828-nucleotide messenger RNA. RefSeq names its product phosphatidylcholine:ceramide cholinephosphotransferase 2-like. Gene Ontology annotation, biological process: ceramide biosynthetic process; sphingomyelin biosynthetic process. Gene Ontology annotation, cellular component: plasma membrane; endoplasmic reticulum membrane; Golgi membrane. Gene Ontology annotation, molecular function: sphingomyelin synthase activity; ceramide cholinephosphotransferase activity. Lineage: Eukaryota; Metazoa; Chordata; Actinopteri; Osteoglossiformes; Osteoglossidae. Bases 228 to 1319 code for a protein of 363 amino acids. The record is from RefSeq and is a predicted model, not a curated record. The transcript has 6 exons.
GAUGCGCCGCGCGAGGAGGAGCGCCGGGCCACCAGGAGGCAGGUCUUACAGAGCACCUCACAAGAGCAGGAAACCUCUCAGGCCAGGGCGCCGUGGGAACCGAGGUCUUGUGAGACACUGCAAUUCAUCCAGCAUUCAAAGAUUUCUUGCCAAACCAGCAAGUAAAGAAGUUGUUUCCUGCCACUGGAGAACUUGGCUUCAGCAGACUGUCACCUGUAGAGGACACCAUGGAGCGACCGCCGCUCUUGCCCAAGGGCAGUACUGUUAACGGGCAUAUAGACAUCCACAUUGAAGAGUCACCUUGCGAAUUGUCUGUCAGCCAAUCCCAGGACUCACCAGAUGGUGAAGCUGGUCACAGAAAUGGUGGGCGGAGCUGCCUCUCUCGGGGUUUGUGCCGCACCAUCCGGAAGCCCCGGGAGAACAUAGUGUCAGUGACAGACUCCGAAAAUCAUUUGCCGCUGGAAUGGUGGAAAACUGGAAUCGCCUUCAUCUACGCUCUCUUCAACCUGGUCCUCACCACAGUCAUGAUCACUGUAGUGCACGAGCGGGUCCCGGCCAAGGAGAUUUACCCACCCUUACCAGACAAGUUCUUUGACUACGUUGACCGUGUCACAUGGGCCUUCUCUGUGACUGAAGUCAAUGGGAUGGUGCUCGUGGGCCUCUGGUUCCUUCAGUGGCUCUUUCUCAGAUACAAGGCCAUAGUCGGCCGACGGUUCUUCUUCCUGAUGGGAACCUUAUACCUGUAUCGCUGUGUCACCAUGUAUGUCACCACACUGCCUGUCCCAGGAAUGCACAUGACCUGUGCCCCCAAGCUGUACAGUGACUCGCAGGCCAAAGUGCAACGGAUUCUGCGUCUGAUCUCUGGAGGAGGCCUGUCCAUCACCGGCUCCCACCUCAUGUGUGGAGACUUCUUGUACAGUGGUCACACAGUCAUGCUCACACUCACCUACCUGUUCAUCAAGGAGUAUUCGCCGCGCUCUGUGUGGUGGUAUCACCUUGUGUGCUGGGUGCUCAGUGUAGUGGGCGUGAUUUGUAUCCUCCUGGGCCAUGAGCACUACAGCGUGGACGUUGUGGUGGCCUACUUCGUCACCUCCCGCCUCUUCUGGUGGUACCACGCCAUGGCCAAUGAGCAGGCUAUGCAGUUCUCGAGCAACAGCUACCUAAGGAACACCUGGUGGAAUCCUGUGUUCAACUUCCUGGAGAAGAACGUGCAGACCCAAGUGCCGUGCACCUUUUGCUGGCCCAUCUCCUGGCGGCCCUCCUGCCUCAAGAGUAAAUGCAAGAGGUACUCCAUAGUGCAGAGCAUACGUGAGGAAUGACCCCUAAGACGAGCAGUGGCCUAGCAUCCUUCUGGAUUCACAUUUACAGCUCUGCCACCAGAAUUUUACAGCACAGCUUCCAACGUCGUCCCAAAGAAUACAGAUACUUUCACAAGGAAGUAAAACUGGCAUGUUGAAACAAACCCCAGCAAUUUUCUAUGUAGAAAAAGGAACCACACACAGUUCUGACAUGUUUUGUGAAUUAUAAAUGUUCUGAUAAGUGCAAUUACACAGAGUGAAUAUGAAAGCAUUUAAAACAUUUAUGUUAAGUUUUUUAUGAGCACGUUUUGCCAAUUUUGGAAACAGUGAAGGGUCACUAUUUUGUAUAAAUAAUGAAAACUGAAGUAUAAAAGAGAUGCUGAGACAAUCAGUUGAAGUUGUUACUGGUGAAAGAUGUAACUUUGUUUACCUUGGUUCUAAUCCUGAACUUAAGCAUUACCGUUUACAGUAAAGGUUUUAUGUAAAUAUUUCAGUAAUGAUCAGGACCAGAAAAUAAUUGUGUAAUUUUG